Molecule: messenger RNA, 6983 nt
Organism: Amphiprion ocellaris (clown anemonefish)
Lineage: Eukaryota; Metazoa; Chordata; Actinopteri; Pomacentridae
Gene: arhgef49
Exons: 9
Coding region: 871-4359 (1162 amino acids)
Biological process (GO): positive regulation of Rho protein signal transduction
Molecular function (GO): guanyl-nucleotide exchange factor activity
Source: RefSeq, a predicted model, not a curated record
CUACAGCUGAUGUCCAGCAGGCUGCAGCCUGGUAACCUGCACAACUUCCCUCACAUGCAAGCAGAACUACAACUUCAAGGUAAAGGUGUGACACAGCUUGACAGUGCACGUUAUGAAGAGCAUGUUCAGAGCAUCUCCUCAGAGUUUGAGAGACGUUUUACUGACUUUGCAUCCAUCGAGCCUGUAGCCAGCUAUAUGUGUUAUCCAUUUGGUGCAAGUAUUGAUGUUGGUGACAUUUCCGCCAAAGUCAAAUCACUUUUUGACUUGGAAAGCUCCGCUCUUGAGGAUGAGAUUCUGACAUUGCAAAAUGACAUUGAGAUCAAAGCCAGAUCAACAUCCGCUCAACCUGGAGAGCAUGUGGUGUUCUGGAAACUACUGGUGGAGGAGAAAUAUCCCAAUCUCAGAAGAUGUGCCUUGAACCUGACAGCUCUUUUUGGAUCAACUUAUUUGUGCGAGUCUGCUUUCUCACACAUGAAAAUCAUCAAGUCCAAGCACAGAUCAGCAAUGACAGAUGACCACCUUGCAGCCUGCCUACGCCUUGCGACCAGUUCCUACACUCCUGACUACGAGAAGCUAGCCUCCUCCUCCCAGUGCCAGGUCUCCCACUAAGAGGCUAAUCUUCCUGUGACUGAAGGUGAUCCAGCCCUCUGGCUUCCUUUUGGAUGCAGAAUAUCCACUUAGCCCACUGCUCCAUCUGCAGCUGCAGGCCACGUCUGUCUGCUGGAAGCUCCAGACGGAUCUCUGAAGCUGGGAUCUGAGCCAAUGACCUGCAGGAGGAGAGAGGCAGCGUAGAGGCUGGAUUAAAAUGGGGCUGCAGAUCUUGGUUCCAGCCGACUGCCAGUCCGCCGGCCGCCCUCUCUGCCCGCCGCCAUGCCAGACGUGAAGCCCCCCCCACCAUGUGACUACCCCUCCACCUCCACCGCUGCAGCCCCUGCCGGCUCCUCUCACCUGGACCUGGUCAUCCACAUGGAGCCCUGCAUCGCCAACCUGUCCCCCGACCCCCUGUCCUCCUUCCCCCGACACCGACCUGGCCUCCCCCGCUACCCGGGACCCUCCUUCCCCCUCCUGGCCCGCUGUAGCAGCAGCACCCUGCUCUCUAACCUGGGCCUGAGGUGCUGCUCCGGCCGGCAGGGCCCUCUGGGGCUGGACCCAGGUCAGGGGCCGGUCCCUGGAUCCCACAGCGGGAGCAGCAGCAGGAGGCCUUACAGGAGCAUGGAGAACCUGAACUGGAGCGCUGUGGUGGAUCCUGGCCUGUGCACGCUCAGCGCUGCCCCCUACAGGAGCGUGGACAGUGAGUUUAUUCUACGCUACGCCUCCUCCAGCCACUGGUACGACGGGCCUCCGGACGGAACUCUGGUUGGGCCUCACUCUCCGGAGAGUCUGGCCUUUUACCCUCGACUGCCCAGGAAGGACCUGCCGCUGUUCCCUCAGCUGCUGCUUCCUGGUGGCGUCGACGAAUGGGAUGCAAGGAAGGGACUGAGGGAGAAGCUCCGCCUCCAGAGCGCCAGGUCAGCCGUGGAGCCUCUGAAGCCCCUCCCACUGCGGCCUCAGGUGACUCCAGAGAGCAUGCAUAAUGGGAAUAAUGGGGCCAGACCACCGUGCACGAUGCGCAUCACCAGCCCAGAGGAGAUCAAGCAGGAGGUCUUGAGGCGCUUGCAGCUCCGGAGGCAGAAUAGUAGCCCCAACCUGGCUCUCCACAGCUCCCCGUGCAUCCCGACAGCAGCAAGAACAUCCUUCACGACUGACAGCAUCACAGGGAACAAGAAGGAACCAGACUCUGCAUCAGAGCAUCGUAGACCUCCUGUGGGACGUUUACACAUCCCGACGUUUGAGGAGUUUAAGAAGAUGAGGCAGAGGGAAGGGAGUCUGGAGACCACAACAGGAAAACCUGACGGAUCAGACAACAGGACCGGGUGGACCUCUCAGCUGGGUUCUAGUGGAGAGCAGAGAGGAGAUCCUGAGGAGGUGGAGGGAGGAGAAAGGACCGGCAGCAGUGAUGAAGGGCUCCAGACCUCCUCAGAGAUACUGGCCUCCAACACCGUGAGCACCACCAGCGCUGCUUCUCCCUCCUCCACCUCGGUUUCCUCCGCCUACUCCCCCAUCCGGACCGGACCGUCUCCACGCUCACCGCUGCAGCCGCAGGCCAGCUCGGCCCAGGACAAAGCCUCCGUUGUAGGAGGAGACGACGGAGGCGCCAGGCGUCGGAGGAGCAGUCUGGAACCGGCCGGGUCGGUUCCCUUCCCGCCCGGCAGGGAGAACUGGGAACGUCCCUCCAGCUGCUGCCCGGCGCUGCUCCUGGAGGGAACCGACCUGUCCAGCUAUGGAGCCAAGAUCUACAAGAUGAAGGACGGGCUCAUCGGCUCGGCGCUGGACCUCAUCAAGAAGAGCUGCAGUGCAGAGAUCUCCGCCGAGGCCCCCGUCAGGCUGUCAGGUGACCGGGACGGAGGCUGUGACAUCACCGCCCCCUCGACCGACUGUCAGCCCUCCGCCGUUGCCAUGGCAACGUCGGCAACGGCCUGCGGAGCCGAGGCUGGCGACGAGGCGCCUGCAGGAGAAGGAGGUGGAGGAGGAGAGGAAGCAGCAGAAUGCCUCACCAGCCUGGGCUGCCGGCGUUCCAGCUUGGACGCAGCCUAUGAGCUGGCGGAGACGGUGAGAGCCCAGCGUGAGUGCCGCCUCCGGCCCCACUACAGCGACCCCAUGCCGGCCGACGCCUCCAAACGCAAACAGCUGGAGAUGAAGAUCGCUGCUGCCGCCCGGCUGCACAGCCACCGCCGAGACCGAGACAGCGCUCCAGCAGCGAUCCGGGGCCGAUCAGAGCCUCCCGGUGAGGAGCGCCAGGCGGUUCUGGGCGUGACUCGGUCCGGGCAGCACCGCUGGAGCACCAUCAGCAGCCUGAGCGCCGACAGCGGGGUGGUGGGCCUCAGCGACGAGCGGGACGAGGAGGACAGCGAGCCUCGGCGCUACCGCCGGAGCCGGGGAGCCGAGGUGGAGCGAGUGGACAGUGGCAUCGGUCCAGGUCUGUCCCGCACCUGGAAGAGACCAUCGGCCUCCCUGAGAGCCUGGGAGGCCCAGAGACCCUGUCCGGACUGCGGGCUGAGGGACGGAGCCUCCAAAGAGCGAGGAGAGCGGAUGUGUGAACGCUGCUCCAAGCUGAGGACGGAGCGAAAGGAAGCCAUCCUGGAGUUUCUGAACACGGAGUCGAGCUACGGCGAAGACCUGCGGAUCAUCAAGGAGGAGUUCUACUGCCCCAUGCAGAGCGCCGGGCUGCUGACGGCCGAGCAGCUGCUGGUGGUGUUCGGGAACGUCCAGGAGCUGAUCGAUGUCAACGACCGCUUCACCGAACACCUGCAGGACAGCAUCGACCAGGCCUUCGACCAGGGCGAUGAGGAUCUGCUGACAGUCUACAUCGGAGAGAUCUUCCUGGAGUUCGUGAACAUGCUGCCCGCCUUCCAGACCUACUGCCUGCAGCAGUCCACCUCGGUCAACAUGCUCAACACACUGGAGAAGGAGAAAGAACUGCUCAGAAUCUUCCUGGAUGUUUCCCAGAAUGACAACACGGCACUGCGACGUAUGAACUUGCGCUCCUUCCUCAUGGCACCCCUCCAACGCGUGACCAAAUACCCACUUCUAUUGAGCCGCAUCAUUAAGGUCACUCCCGAGUGUCACCCCGACUACUUGCGUCUCCGUGAGGCCAAGAGUCGGGUCGAAUCCCAUCUGGAGCACAUCAACAUGAAGACCAAGCAGGAGGGCAACGGCGUCACCUGGUCCCUGCGCUCAUUCCGUCGUGACAGCCGCAAGAACCGGGAGGUGAUCAACAUCGAGAUGCGGGAGGUGUCGAUGAAGACGGUGGGCUGGGCAAGGGAAAACACAAGAUUCGUAAUGGAGGGACCGCUGCAGUUGUCCCAACCAGCAGACGGGCAGUGGGUGAAGAAGGGAAGCAAGGCCCUCAAGUUCCAAAAUGUCCAGAGUCUGCUGAUGGUGAGGACACAGCGAUCCGGCGAAGCCCCGGCACAGGGCACCGACUCGGCAGCACGAGGGGAUCAGGUGGAAGGUGGCGGAGAGAGCAUUCGAGAUGGAGUGCUGGUUCUAAUCAAGGACAAGAGCAGCGGGAAGUUUGCGGUGCUUCGAGAGCCCAUCCGUCUGGGGAACUGUGUGGUGUCGACGGAUCCGGACAGCGAGGACACAUUUGAGGUGCUCGAUAUCCGGCGGGAAUCUUUCGUUUUCCGUGCCUCAGACAAAUCCCGUACCCAGCAGUGGUUCCAUCAGAUCAAGAGAUACGCCCGUGACUUAGGCACCUGGAGGAAAAGACGUAACGCUUUACCCAACAUCAUGAUCAACACAAACCAGACGCGCUCCUGAGACUAGCCACCUUUGUUACACUGUAAAUAACCUGAAUCCUUCUACUGCAAAAAUCAACUGAAGCAUUUCUGAGUGACGCCACUGUUAAAACUUGUUAGAUUUCAGUAAAAAAAAGAAGAAAAUCUUUCUCAAAGUCUUGUGAGGGUAAGAGAAAGAUGAAGCACUUUUUUCUUACAAAGCUCUAAGUGCGCCAUACUGUCAUAAAAUAUGUAUGUAGAUUUAAUUUAAACCGUUACAUUUCCAAAAAAUGAAAAAAUCACAAUCUUGGGACAACCAAAAAACUUGGGCUGUGCUUGUCAGCCUUGAUUGUAAAGACUGUUGGAGAAAAAGAGCUGUGUUUUCAGUAAAUAAGGUGUGUCUGUUGGAAAGCAUGACUGACUGCAAAAAGAAAAAUUGUAAUGUCAUUUUUUUAUAUGAGACUGCGGGGGCUAAAAACAUUUGUUUCUGAAAAGGUCGAGAAGUCGACAAAGGUUCAGUAGUUUUGUUUGUUGUCACUGCCCUUCCCUGUCUGUGUGCCGCCCUCUAGUGGCGGUACAACAGCUUUCACUGCCGGAGAUGCAGUGGAGCAGAAGCCUCUCUAGCAGGCUUGAACAGACCUCCAGUGUCACUGUGUUUUAAAUGGGAUAUUCACAUAACAGCAAUAAUCUCUGCCAGUUUUUCAAAAAUUUGUAGCUACUGUAUAUGCAUUUAAUUUUCAAGGAUUUCCUUUUUGGCAUUCAGGUGGUAAUCCUGCUUCAAUGAGCACUGUGUUACUGAGUAUUACAGUAUGUGGCAGAUUCAGCUGGAAUCUGAUUAUGUUUGUUGGCAUGAAUACAGCUUCCCUUCAUUUCCCCAACACACAGGAAGCCGUGAGAAUUAAGAUAAUCUUUGUGCCAUGGGAGCAAUUUGUGAAAAGUCUAGUUAGCCUGCUUUGUGUUAACAUCAUGUCAAACACUACAGCCUCCUUCACUGUGUGUCGACUGCAGAGUUUUUCAACCUUCAGGAUUUUACUGUUUAUGGCGCUGCAGCAAACUUACAUUAUCAAAUAAUCUGCAGAUUAUUUCCUUAAGUGUCUGAAAAUAGUGAAAUAUGCAUGUUUAAAAGAUCCUCUCUGGUGAAAAUCAAAUUUUUUCCAUUGUUAACAUGUCCAUUUGGUAUUUUUUUACUUGCUAGAAGACUAUCAUGAGCUAAAUGAGCAGUUAACACCACAGCUGAGCAUUUAAACCUUGAAACUAAAGAAUCCUGAUGACAGAGCUGAAAACUUUCAAGGUUUCAUAACAAACCUAAGAAACCAAUCCUGGAUUUACUGUAGCAUCAUUCCUCUUCAGAAUCACAGUUCAAUCAUCUCUGGAUUAUUCCAGGAUGACAACCUUCCAUUGUGUAGCGUAGGUGAGCUGGUGUGCACGAGCUGCAGAAAACUGUAGAGUUACAAUCAAGCCAUUUUAAGACAGGAUUAUUUUAGUGGAAAAAAAAAAACAUCUAAAUAUGUAACCUUGAUACACAGAUAUACCUUGACCGUAAAGGACUUUGGUUGCACAAAUUACUAUUUUUUGUAUUUAUGCAACCAAAACUCAAAUUUAAUUGAUUUCAAAUCACAUAAAUAAUAGAAAAGCAGCCAACAUUUGGCUAUUUUAGAAAACAGAAUUAAAUAGAAAGGUGACAGAAGUGCUGUUAAAGUUGCUCAAACCACUAGAGCUCUUGGACAGAAGAAUUGCAGCAUAAAAAUUCAAUUCUGGGCUCUCAGGGUCGGUUUGAAAUGUAAAAGGCCUCUACUGAAGUGAAUCAGAAACGUUAAAUGCCGUGUUUUGGCUGUAAUUCUUCUGCCAUGAUCAGAAUUGUUUGGUUUUGUAAGGCAAUUAAUCUACUCAUUUAUCAUUUAAACACUGUCCAUUUUUCUUAAAGAAAUGAGUUAACUUGGUCUAAAAUGUCACCAUUUCUGUACAAUCCCUCCCUCUACCCAUGGACAUGUGUAUUUUAUUUUGAAAUUUUAAGGUUGAAAAACUCUGCUGACUUGACAAACUUGCCUCAAAACAAGCAUCCCAACCAUGUUAUGGUGACACAGUGGUACCUGUGUUCUUACGUGAGCUAGCGAUGAGCUGUUGUGCCUUGGUACUCGAUUACUGUUAACUGAAAUAUCUGCAAUCUGUCACAGUAGCAUUCACCUCUGAAUCCAGACUGAGCUCAAUUUACAGGCAAUAGAAUUAUUCCUCACUUAUUUUAGCGUGUUCUUUCUACUUCGUGGUGUUUUGUUUUUUUUUUUUUUAUUUAUGAAGGCUUUAUUUUGUUUGAUGCACUUUAUUAUAAUUCAGUAAUGGAAUACUCUCCAGCUGGUAAAACAUCUUAAAGUCGUGUUUUUUCACAGUCUGACUGAUCCUGAAACCAAAUCCACUCUUUCAGACCAAUGCUGUUCUGUUAGUUCUGAAGCGAAUCACUGUGUUUUGGAGGGCAGGGCUGUUAAAUCCACACCAAUACCCACGUGGAUGCAGUUUCAAAUUUAACACUUUCAACGUGUAAUAAUAAAAAAACAAAAUCCUGCUGGGUUGCAAACAGUUUUUCUUUACUUUUCCUCAUUUGUGUUUGAAAGACCUGCUGUAUUAUUUCCCCAGUGUAAUAUAUGUGAAUUAUAUUAAAAGAUUUUAAACACA